AUACCCUCUCCCUCGGAGGAGGAGGAGAUUCAUCGCCGGAUUGCGAUGCCCGGAACCAUCCGAUUUCAUUUGCAAGACAAGAAUUUGCAACGUGGAUACCACGAUUUUAGCAGAAUUUGUCCCGAUUUGGUUCUUCGCCAUCUUCUUUUUCCAUGAGUGGCUGACUUUCAAGGCUUUCCUGUUGAGUUCAGAGAGAAGCGUGCAAAGGUUGGGUUGAGUGGUGAUGGCGGUUUGUUCUUUUUAUUCCGCCAUGACGUCGCCGAUAUCUGCCUAUACUUGCCCGAUUACUAGACAACAAUGUGUAGCGCCAAUGACUGUGUGUCGCUCAUUCCCCGCUUCGCACCGAAAUGGAGCUGAUCAUGGGUCUUUGUUCCUGCCAUUUCGUAAUGUCAGUGUAAACAGGAGAAGAGGGUUGUGUAGAAAUGUUAAGGUGGGAAUUGGAGGGAGGAAGGUGAUGAGCAUGGUGGGUGGAGCUCAAUUGGAAGAAAAGAGUAAGCAUAGUGCACCCAGGGAGAACGAUGUGCAGACUGUGGUGGUCGUGGGUGCGGGGCUCGCUGGGCUCGCCACUGCCUUGGCUUUACACAGAGUGGGAGUAAAGGCGUUGGUCUUGGAGCAAUCAGGAAACUUGCGCGCAGAGGGUACCUCCCUCACUCUCUUCCCCAACGCGUGGCGAGCACUUGAUACAUUAGGCAUUGCAGAUGAGCUUCGAGGUUCGUUCACCAACAUUACAGGAGGAAGAAUGCGGUCGAACGAUGGAAAAGUUAUCAAAGAAUUCGAAAAUUCUGACUGUCCUGGAGGGCCGUAUGAGGUGCGAGCAGUUGAGAGGCAGGCUUUACUCAAGGCUCUUAACCAGGCGCUCCCUAGUGAUACCAUAAUGUUCAACUCUCGAGUUAAAUCUAUCCGCAAACCUCGUGACAUGCAAUCUCCCACCGAAGUGGAGCUCGAAAAUGGCAACGUUAUCAAGACAAAGGUCUUGGUUGGUUGUGACGGGGCUCGUUCGGUAGUAGCUCAAUGGAUGGGCCUGUCUGAACCCCGAGCUGUUGGACAAACAGCCAUUAGGGGACUCGCUGAGUUCAACUCUGGACAUCAGUUUCAGUCUAGGGUGGAACAGAUAAUUGGCCAAGGCGUGAGAGCAGGCUUGGUUCCAGUGACGCAGUAUAAAGUGUAUUGGUUUAUCCUGUUCAACACUACAGCCUCAGUUCCUUCAAGAAUCACUGACCCGAACAAAAUCAAGGAAGAAGCCCUACGGUACAUGGAAGGCUGGCCAAGUGAUAUCUUAGAGUGCAUCUGCAAUACUCCUCCAGAGAGCUUUAACCGCAGCAAUCUGAGAGACCGGUGGUCAAUUCCCCUUGUGACUGCUCAAGAAGCCUCGAAUGGGAUCACCUUGGCUGGGGACGCUGCCCAUCCCAUGACUCCAAAUCUCGGCCAGGGUGGUUGCACUUCGUUAGAAGACUCUGUGGUACUGACUCGUAAGCUUUGUGAUGCUCUAAGGGGUGGUAAGGAUGAAGACCCUAGUGUGUUAUCGCGUAAAAUUGCAACUGCUUUGAGGGACUACGAGAAUGAGAGAUGGGCUCGAACCUUUAGGCUUACUGUGAAGUCGUUCGUUUUCGGUUCUGCGUUAGCUUGGGAUUCUAGUGUAAUCUGCUUCGUCAGGGACAACUUUGCCUUGCCAAUAAUCUUCCGCGCUUCUGUUGUACUGGGGAGCAGUAAAUUUGAUUGUGGAGCAUUACCCCCACCUUUGGACUGAUGAAUGCCUUUUCCAAGGUUUUUUUCUUUUCUCUUUUCUUUUCUAUAUAUUUCAUUUCUCUUCUUAGUA
Molecule: messenger RNA, 1816 nt
Organism: Physcomitrium patens
Lineage: Eukaryota; Viridiplantae; Streptophyta; Bryopsida; Funariales; Funariaceae
Product: monooxygenase 3
Molecular function (GO): FAD binding
Source: RefSeq, a predicted model, not a curated record